Messenger RNA from Sinocyclocheilus anshuiensis, 1005 nucleotides. RefSeq lists its product as uncharacterized. Lineage: Eukaryota; Metazoa; Chordata; Actinopteri; Cypriniformes; Cyprinidae. Gene Ontology annotation, biological process: mitochondrial fusion; intrinsic apoptotic signaling pathway in response to DNA damage; regulation of apoptotic process. Gene Ontology annotation, molecular function: channel activity; BH domain binding. Bases 100 to 714 code for a protein of 204 amino acids. The record is from RefSeq and is a predicted model, not a curated record. Gene Ontology annotation, cellular component: mitochondrial outer membrane. The transcript has 6 exons.
CUGACGUAAAGGCAGAGGCCUCACAUAGAUAGUUUCAUUGUGGUUUGUGAAGUGGCCAUCAAAUCAAUAGGCCCAAGGGGGAAGAAAGAAAAAGCGUUCAUGGAAUUAGAUUACCAGUUUUCAGAGAAUCUUGUACUUCGGUCAGUGAAGGACCAGGUACAGAGAGCGGGAACAUGUGCACCGUCUCUUCCUGAACCGCAGCUAACGAGUGCUGAGCGGGAGCAGCUCCUGGACCAGGUGGCCAACGUUAUCAGAGUCAUCGGCUACUCUCGAUCGAGAGCCGAGAUUCAACGAGUUAGUAUCGAUAUCAAAAUCUCUUUUAUGCGAGAGUAUUACUCAUGGUUGAUGGGUUUGCACAUGUGGUGGACAGACAAGAGUUUCCAGAUGCUUGUAGACAAAGUGUUUGUUGAUGACAUCACCUGGGGGAAAAUUGUUACUCUGAUCUGUGUUGUUGGGAAAUCCAUUGCAAAGAUUCUUGCUGAUUUUGUCUCAGGCGUUGUGUCUUGGACACUGGAUUACUUCAGGGAUAACCUACUGAACUGCAUCUGCAGUAGGGGAGGAUGGAUCAACAGUAUCUCUUCCUUGGCUCGUUACUCCUUUGAGCGAGAUUGUGGUUCCUCAUCUAGCCUGAACUCCCUCUCCUGUGGAGUCUUCUUCAUCAGUGGAGUACUGCUGGGGGGCCUCAUCGUCUGGAGACUAAACAGAGGUGCCUGAGGACGGUCAGUGGACUGAUGAAGUGAGAAAAGGAGAAAUGCUGGGAUUUACACAUGCAACGGACCAAAAAUAAAGAUGUUUUGACCGAGUAAGAGAAGGCUGAUUGACAAUAUCAUGCAGAGUAAAAAAGUGUAAAAUAUUAUAAUGUAUAAUGCACGAACAGACAGGAAUUACAGACUUUUUUUUUGGCAUGUCUCAGUCCAUGUGAGUGUGGAGGGAUAAAAUAAAUCCAAAAUGGGGAGUAUAGCAAUAACUAGCAGGACUUGAAAUGUCAUAGGUGCUGUGCCAAGA